ACACACCUCAUGCUGUGCUUAUAUGCCUAUCUGUGUGUGUGAGUGUGUGUGUAUGAGUGAGACUAAGGAACCAGAGCAGCACUCACCUCGGCUACCUCUGGGGACGUCUCUGUCUGUGGGCUCUGUCUUUGCUGAAAAGGCCUGGAGGGGUUCCCAGCAGUGGAGUGACUGAAUGCAGGGGAACUGGCACCUUAUUCACGGAGCAGUGCAGGCAAACCAACCCAGACACACCUCUCACUGGAGAGAGGGAGAGAGGGAGAGGGAGAGGGAGAGGGAGAGAGGGAGAGGGAGAGUGUGUUCUUGUGAAGGAAGAAUGAUAGAGACAUUGAGAGGUGUGUGCGCACUGCUAUGGAUUGUUUCACUGGGGGAGUGUAAGAUUCCAGAAUUCCAAGUGACCUGUGUGUUCUCGAAGGACUGCGUGCUGCCCUGCACGUUCACUCCUGCUCACAACGUGGUCAUACGCUGGUACAGGCAGGAUGUGCUCUUACACUUCUUCCUGUCAUCAGAGGGCCAAUGGGACGAGAGCAGCAGGAUGUCCUUCUUCAAAGACCAAGUUACCCAUGGAAACGCCUCUCUCCUCUUGCAACACAGCUCUCCAGCAGACAGGGGACGCUACAAGUGUCAGGUCAACUCUACAGGAGAUGAGGACGGAUCCAUAGUUAUUGUUAAAGUGGAGGCUCCUAUCACCGAUGUCAGCAUCAGAUUAACCCCAGACAAACACAUCCAGUGCCAAACCAAAGGGGUGUACCCCGCUCCCUCCCUGCACUGGGCGACGGACCCACCCUCACCGCCCUCCCUGCUCCACAGCUCCAUGCGGAUGACCUCUGACCCCCACGGGCUUCAUGACGUCGAGAGCACGCUGACGAGACGACCGGCGCAGAUCACAUACAUCUGCAACAUUAAAGCCAAGUACUCAACACAGCUGUGGAGGGCAACACUGAUGGAGCAAGCAGAUACUAUGGGCCAGUCUGGCAGAAGUCUGCUGGUCCCCUGUGUGGCUCCAAAGCCGCUCCAGAUUUUCACGCUCUCCUGGAGCUUCAGCCGAGGCCACGACACCAGCGUCCUCCUGACGUAUGACAGCCGCACGCGCCGGACCAGCGGCCCAUGGAAGGGCAGAGUGGAGCUGGACCAGGAGCAGGUGCUGCUGGGAAACGGAUCUCUCCACCUGCUGAGCCCAGAGAGUGGGGAGAACACGGGCAGCUACACCUGCACCUUCUCUGCCCUCCAGACCAGACAUGUGGUCCAAACAUGGGUCAAUAUUACAGGACCACAGACAGCGCCUAGCACCGGCCAUAAGGAGUCGGACCUGUGGAUCAUCGCCGUGGUUGUGGCUCUACUGGCCCUCCUGAUCACUGCAGUGCUGAUCUGCAAGAGACGGAGAGCUCGCUCAGAGCAGAAAAACAGGGUGACUGAGGACACAGAGAUGCAACCCAUGCAGACAGUGAAGCCUGUGAGUGAGUCAACAGUCGAGGCCAGUCGCCUUACAGCGGACCAGAAGGACACUCACACCUAAUCCUGGAAAAGGCUGAAUUUUAUUUAAAAUAAGAGGAUCCCAGAAAUCUCAGAUAAAAGGUCAUGGGCUUACCAAGGUCUCCCAGCAUUGUCCACCUUUUGGGAUUCAAUGUACUCUCCUGAGCAAAUGGGUUCCUCAAAGUUUUCAAAAUGUCAGUAAGGAGUUGAAGUGUAUGGUUCUCUUUGAAGAAGCUAGAGAUUGGGAAAUGUGGGAAAGUGUUUGAGAGGUUUUCUUAUUAGAAUCAUAUCUUUAUGCACAAGAACCCUUGAGUUUCAUGCCAAACUUGAAUGUUCUAGAAAAGAGAAGAGAUUGAUGCUUUAGGGGUUUAGGGACCAGAGCCUGUGUCCCAACUAAAUAAAUCAACAGCACUGAAGUCUAGAGUGUUAUGUUUUCUUCACUUUAGUUGCCUCAUAGCCUGACAAAUAAAAGGAAACGCAUCGAUCUGAAGUUCAUUGAAGUGUAUUGAUGUCUGGAGUACUGUUAUUCUUUGUACCAGAUGUUUUAUAAUCUGAGAAAUAAAAAACAAUGUAUUGUA
Molecule: messenger RNA, 2048 nt
Organism: Clupea harengus (Atlantic herring)
Lineage: Eukaryota; Metazoa; Chordata; Actinopteri; Clupeiformes; Clupeidae
Gene: hhla2a.1
Product: HHLA2 member of B7 family a, tandem duplicate 1
Biological process (GO): cellular response to lipopolysaccharide; immune response; cell surface receptor signaling pathway
Cellular component (GO): external side of plasma membrane
Source: RefSeq, a predicted model, not a curated record